GGGCUGGAGGCUCCUGCAGCUGCGGUGCCUGCCCGUGUCUCGUUGCCGACCACCCCUGGUGGCACGUCCCUUCCAUGUGUCAGCUGUGGGGCUCAGGUCUUCAGAGGAGCAGAAGCAGCAGCCUCCCCCCUCUUUUUCUCAGCAGCAUUCUGAGACACAAGAGGCAGAAAAACCCCACCCAGAGUCUUCUCGUUCACCCCCCAGGUAUACAGACCAGGGCGGUGAGGAAGAGGAGGACUAUGAGAGUGAGGAGCAGCUGCAGCAUCGCAUCCUGACAGCGGCCCUGGAGUUCGUGCCCGCCCAUGGAUGGACAGCAGAGGCCAUUGCAGAAGGAGCCCAGUCUCUGGGUCUCUCCAGUGCCUCAGCCAGCAUGUUCGGGAGUGACGGCAGUGAGCUGAUACUGCAUUUUGUGACCCAGUGCAAUGCCCAGCUCACCCGUGUGUUGGAAGAGCAGCAGAAGCUGGUGCAGCUGGGCCAGGCCGAGAAGAAGAAGACAGACCAGUUCCUGCGAGAUGCAGUGGAAACCAGACUGAGGAUGCUGAUCCCGUACAUCGAGCACUGGCCUCGGGCCCUCAGCAUCCUCAUGCUCCCUCACAACAUCCCGCCCAGCCUGAACCUGCUCACCAGCAUGGUGGAUGACAUGUGGCACUACGCCGGGGACCAGUCCACUGACUUUAACUGGUACACCCGCCGAGCCGUGCUGGCUGGCAUCUACAAUACGACCGAGCUGGUGAUGAUGCAGGACUCCUCCCCAGACUUUGAAGACACUUGGCGUUUCCUGGAAAACCGGAUUAACGACGCAAUGAACAUGGGCCACACUGCCAAGCAGGUGAAGUCCACUGGAGAGGCCUUAGUGCAGGGGCUCAUGGGGGCAGCGGUGACGCUCAAGAACCUAACAGGUCUGAACCAGCGCCGGUGAGAAGAAAGGUGUAAGCUCAGGUGCCUGGAAGGAAGUGAGUGGAGAGACUGAAAGGGCUUUGAGAAAUACGAAGCGCCAUCCACGUAGCAGGGUGUUCACGAGAACUGCCACAGCCGCUGGGAAACCUCAAGGCACUUGACGAUACUGUCCUGUUCCGGGAUUGGACUGCUCCUCCAUUUCUGAUACCAAGCCAAUCCUCCUGGUGCCUUUCUGCAUCGCAGCUGUAUGACUGAAAAGUGGGACUCAUCCAAACAUUCACAGAAACCCAGCACAUCCCUGUCAUGGUCUCGGGCACCUGGAUCCAUUUAUCUUUCCUAGAAAUGCUCUAGGGCUCCCAGAGUUAAGGUCCGAAGCCACCACAAGGUGGCAGCUCAUCCCCAGCACAGCACAGGCAUGGGCACACACAGGCGGUCCUUGGAGCCUCUUCCCUCUGGGUGUCCUCGGAGGCUGCUCCUGGGAUCACCCUGGAGAGCUGCCUCACCUGAGACAGGUGUCUGCUGGGCGGUGAUGCGCAGCCUGCCAGAGGGCUGACUCCGGGCCUGGGGUCACAUCACACUAGUACAUAUUGCAGAAUUAUUAGUGCAUUUAGAGCCUGUAAAAACAAUGAAUAAAUAUGUUUGAAUCAGU
This is a messenger RNA of Tupaia belangeri chinensis (Chinese tree shrew), 1546 nucleotides long. RefSeq names its product coenzyme Q9 (gene COQ9). Gene Ontology annotation, cellular component: mitochondrial inner membrane. The record is from RefSeq and is a predicted model, not a curated record. Gene Ontology annotation, biological process: ubiquinone biosynthetic process. Gene Ontology annotation, molecular function: lipid binding. Lineage: Eukaryota; Metazoa; Chordata; Mammalia; Scandentia; Tupaiidae.